UGUCCACAGUCUCUGGUCAUCUCCUGUACUGUGUCCGCAGUCGCUGGUCAUCUCCUGUACUGUCCGCAGUCUCUGGUCAUCCCUGUACUGUGUCCGCAGUCUCUGGUCAUCUCCUGUACUGUGUCCGCAGUCGCUGGUCAUCCCUGUACUGUGUCCGCAGUCUCUGUCUCUGGUCAUCCCUGUACUGUCUGCAGUCUCUGGUCAUCUCCUGUGCUGUCCGCAGUCUCUGGUCAUCUCCUGUACUGUGUCUGCAGUCUUUGGUCAUCUCCUGUACUGUGUCUGCAGUCUCUGGUCAUCUCCUGUACUAUGUCUGCAGUCUCUGGUCAUCUCCUGUACUGUGUCCGCAGUCUCUGGUCAUCUCCUGUACUAUGUCCGCAGUCUCUGGUCAUCUCCUGUGCUGUCCGCAGUCUCUGGUCAUCUCCUGUACUGUCCGCAGACUCUGGUCAUCUCCUGUACUGUGUCCGCAGUCUCUGGUCAUCUCCUGUACUAUGUCUGCAGUCUCUGGUCAUCUCCUGUACUGUCCGCAGACUCUGGUCAUCUCCUGUACUGUGUCUGCAG
Messenger RNA from Staurois parvus, 558 nucleotides. Lineage: Eukaryota; Metazoa; Chordata; Amphibia; Anura; Ranidae. The record is from the annotation of a GenBank genome assembly.